Osmia lignaria (orchard mason bee) is the source of this 3391-nucleotide messenger RNA. It is a transcript of the gene Fip1, whose product is annotated as Factor interacting with poly(A) polymerase 1. NCBI's taxonomy places the organism in Eukaryota, Metazoa, Arthropoda, Insecta, Hymenoptera, Megachilidae. Gene Ontology annotation, cellular component: mRNA cleavage and polyadenylation specificity factor complex. The record is from RefSeq and is a predicted model, not a curated record.
CCUUUGAUGCGCGUGCAUCAGAUUACAUACAUCGGAUGCGUGGUUGGUUGGUUGGUUAGUUGUCAAGUGAUAAAAGGGGAGAAAUGGCGGACGAGAACGAGGAUCAAUGGUUGUAUGGCGAUUCAACGGACGGAAAAGAAUACGCACCGUCGUCCGUUCAGCCAGAAAAUCAAGAAAAUGAUUCGAUUUCCGUUUCUAUACAAGAAAAAUCACAAACUUUGGAAGAUCAAAAAAUGGAAGAUACUCCCGAGCCACCAACAGAGGCAUCCGAGGAGACAGAGCCACCAGAAGAAGAAUCUUCUUCGGCUAAUAACGUUCAAAAUGAAAAUAAUACAGAGAUAAAUAAAAAUGGAGUAAGAGAAGCUUCCAGUCAAGAGGAUGGCGAAGCCGCCAGUGACUCGGAUUCCGAUGAUGACGUACACGUUGUCAUCGGAGAUAUUAAAUCAACUCCUGCCUAUGGUAGUCUAAAUAUUAAGAGAGGAGGACUGCUUACAAACGCGUCAGGUGUACCAGAUAAAUUAAACAAACAGCCAGGAAAGUUUAGUAUAGAUGAAUUUGAAACUAUAGGUGUAAUCAAUGGUAUGCCCGCGCAUGAGUUUAAUCUAGAUCAGUUAGAAGAUAAGCCAUGGAGACAACCUGGUGCAGACAUCACCGAUUAUUUUAAUUAUGGCUUCAAUGAGGAAACAUGGAGAGCUUACUGUGAAAGGCAGAAAAGAAUGAGAAGCGAAUCAGGAGUAGGUUUAAUACUGAAUGCUGGAGGAGGUGGAGGUAAUGCAGGCAGUAUGAGGGUCCCUCAGGUGGCAAUUACUAACGAUAAUAGCAAAUAUUCCGGUAUAAUGGGACCAAAGAGGGCAGGACCUCCUCCAGGAAGAAAAAUGGCAGGAACGAUAGAUGUAAUUGGUAGCUCAGGGUUAGCCUCUAGGAGGAAUCUCGACAAAUCUCCACCGAAAGGAAACGUGAUACAAGUAAUGACUGCGGAUAGAAGAGAAUAUUCUAGAAAACCAGGUUUUCCUGAUAUGAGUGUACCACCUCCAGGGGCAGGGAUGCCUCCUGCAUUUGACAUGCCACCUCCCGGAUAUCCUGGAGAACCUGCUCCAUUUUACAUGCCAGAAACAGACCCGUAUUAUCAAAGCUACGAACCCACCCAGGAUAAUCAAUGGGGCAAUGAUCCGACGUGGCAGCCGACGAAUUUAGCUAUCCCGAUGACAGAAGGAGAGGACGAAAAAGAUAAUGGUCCGAAAACGAUACCAACGAUGGUACCUCCUACGAAUAUCCCUCCGUUAAUACCACCCAGAGACUCGAGGGACCGUGAAAGAGAUAGAGAAAGAGAACGGGAUCGCGACAGAGAAUUAGAUUCAAUGGGAAGAGAGAGAGAAAGAGAUAAGGAUAGAGAUCGCGAUCGUGAAAGAGAAAAGGAUUCGAUGAUCAGGGAACGAGAAAGAGAACGGGACUCGAUGUCACGAGACGAAGAAAGAGAUCGUGACAGGUCCCGAUCCCAAUAUCGACACAAAGACCGACAUCGGCACCGAUCGAGAUCACGAUCUCGUAGGCACAAAUCCAGGUCUAGAAGUCCAAGUCGACGUAAGAAGAAAUCUAGACGCUCCGAGAGAGAACGUUCUAAAGAAGAAAGCGAAUAAAUAUUAAAGAAUUAUUUUUAAAAAUGUCUGUUGCCAUAUUGGCACAUUCAAAUUUAACAUGCUGAUUCUUUUAAUAACGUCGUUUUUUCAUUGUUACCAUCAAGGAUAGACGGUGGUAGAAUAAUCCAGUGCGAUUAACGAGGAGUAGCUGCAAUAAAUGACUCGAUCUUACACGAGAUUAUCGCUUGGCACUCUUCGAUAUUCUUUGUUCAAAUCAGCAAUUUCUAGCCAACAAAUGAAUUAUAUACAGUAUACAAUAAACUUUAUGUUUAACGAUACGAAAAUUUCCAUUGCUGUUUAAUAUUAAUACACUGUCGGUACAUGCCUACGAGUGUAGAACCAGGCACGGGAUGUGAAAUUCACCGAGACUUGCCAUUCAAUGUAUGGUUUUAUAUCAUAAUGUUAUUACAGAAAUGGUAUUUUAUAAUAAUUAAAAGUAAUAAUAGUUUGUUGGUAAAUCACUCAUGAGUGAGUCAGUUGAUCGAUGCUCGUACCGUUUUAGAAAAUCGAUUACUUGCAUCGAUCGAUGCGCACACGUGUUGUUGUCUUUAAAUUCAAUUAUACCACAAUUCUUUUUUUUUUUUUUUUGCAUCAAAUCUUCCCAUUUUCAUUAUCAUUUAAUAUCAUCAUACAUAAUGGAAAAAAAUGUUACAUUUGUACAGCCAUCAUAUACAUGUUACAUUUAGAAUACCGUUAAUUCAUUAUCCUUUUUACUCGAGUGUACGCGUACAUAUGUACGUACGUAUGUAUGUAUGUAUGUGUUACGUGUAUCUGAUGCAUUAGAUAUGCACUACUAAUGAGUAAAAUGCUAAUAGUCAAGACAAACUACCGGUACGGUUACCUACGUUUUUCAUUUAUUUUUUUCUUAUCUUCGAGUAAUUUAGAAUUUCACUUGCAAAUUUCCUAUUCGCGGUUUAUCGAUUAAAGUAUUAAAAAAGGCGGUAAAAUGCAUGUAACGUAGAUCGCCCUACGCGUAAAUUGUCUCGAGUCGCCAUGAAUGACAAUAAAUAAGAUUUAAGGUAGGUAUUGCGUACAAAAAAAAGAAAACAAAAAGACUCAAGCAAUAAAAAGCGCACUUAUAAUAAUCACAACUACUUAAAUAUCAUGUAGAUGUCUGAUAUAUAACUCGGUUUUAAAAAGAACAGAAAAACAUCUAUCACGGUUCGAUACUCCUUUCUUUUUAAUGAAAAAAGAAAAGCAUUGGCAAAGAUAAGGAGCGCUAUGCUUGACUACAAACAGGAGAACAAUAUAGGUAUAUAAAAAAAAAGAAACAGUAAAAAAAAAAACAAAAGCUUGAACACAACAAUGAAAUAAAAGUAAAAAUAACAAAAAAAUAGAAAUAAGAAUGCGUUGGAUCCAAAGAGCAAAGCUUGCAAACGAUGAACAGGAACGUGCAAAAUUCUUGUCAAUUUUUUAUUAUCAUUCUUCUGUUUUUUUUUUCUUUUUUAAUUCAUUUUAUUGUAAUAAGUUAUCACGACAUCUUCUUUUCACAUUAUAUUCAGAUUCGAAAAUCCUUUUUUUAUUUAACUUUCUAGAAAAUAUGAAAUACAAUCGACAAAGACGCUAAUAUAUAUAUAUAUAAUAUGUAUAUAUUUAUAUAUAAUAAUACCGUAACGACGUGUUACCGUUCCUGGAAAUAGUUUUACAAUACAUAUAAUAUCGGCGGAAACGCUUUAUUUUUCCUUGCACGGAUGCUGAUUCGACAGAACAUUGAAACAUAAACAUAAAAAAAAAAAAAAAAAAAAAAAAAAGAA